Molecule: messenger RNA, 5766 nt
Organism: Rhopilema esculentum
Lineage: Eukaryota; Metazoa; Cnidaria; Scyphozoa; Rhizostomeae; Rhizostomatidae
Biological process (GO): proteolysis; DNA integration
Molecular function (GO): aspartic-type endopeptidase activity; nucleic acid binding; zinc ion binding
Source: RefSeq, a predicted model, not a curated record
CACUGUGACGGAGUCACUGAGUGCCACGAAGACACGUGAUGAAAACUAACUUAAUUUUUAGAAACAUUACGUAUGCGGUUGUUUUGUUUAAGACUUCCUUUGUUUAUUCCUUGCUGACAUUGCUUUGUAAUUAUAAUUCAUGGUAUGAUUAGUAUGCGUAGAAAUUUCUGGAACGUUCGAUGGUAAUCUCGCAAGUAUGAUGUAAUCACGGUAGGUAUUUUUGUAAAGUUACGUAAUAAUAAGUAGGAGUAUAAAUAGAGGCUGUGUGCCCGUGAAGGGGAAUUCUUUUCUUAGUGGUGGUUAGAGAGUAGAGUUGUAAUGAUUUUAGUGAUUAUAUCGGCGUGGUAAAAUUAAAAAGGUCUAUUUCUUGCUUCGUGGACUGUUCAUGUAGUUGUUGCGUUCGAAGCAAUAUUGAGUUCACGACAUUUUGGUACCAGAAGUGGGGUCAUUUAUCGCCGAGGAAAAAUACUUCGGUAGGCGAGGAUCACGUAAGUGGAGUAAAAACUGUUUAAUUUGGUUUGAAAUACUGUAGUGUGUUGGAAUAGUACCAUGGCAGCCGAAGGAAGACGAGGGAAAAGGCAGGAAGAAGCCCAGCAUACAAGCGAAGAACGAGGGGAAAGUGGAGCAGUUUUAGAAAUACUUAAAUGGAUGACAGAAAAAGAAGAAAAAGAGCGCCUCUAUAGAGAGGAGCAGGAUCGAAAGAGAGACGAGCAGUUUAUGCAACUAAUAGCCACACUUGGAAAAAAGCAAUCCGACAUAGAAGAGCAAGUAAAAGCACAAGAGGCGCAGCGAAAACAAGAGGAGAAGGCCCAGUUGGAGAAAAUUAUUCGUCUUCAGAAUGAAGAGCGGGAAGCCAGAGAGCGAGAAAGGGAGAGAGAAAUUAAAGCAAUAGAACUGGAAAAGGUAAAUCGUGAGCGAGAGAAAGAGGAAAGGCUGGCCAGAGAGGAGGAAAGAAGACUUGCGUGGGAAGCUCAAGCUGACAACGAGAGAAGGCAAUUUUUAGAGAAAUUCGCAGAACUCAGUUUAUCCAGCCAGGGACAAGAACCAAUGAUAAACCUCGGGAAGCCUGCUCUUAAAAAGCUCUGUGAAGAUGACGAUAUAGAGCAUUUUCUCACCACAUUCGAGCGUGUAGCGGAAACAUAUGGAUGGAAAGCAGAGGUUUGGUCGGUGAAAUUAGCACCAUUGCUCUCUGGAAAAGCACAAGCCGCGUAUGCCAACAUGGACCCAGAGAAGUCUCGCAUUUACGAAGAAGUGAAAAAAGCCAUUUUGAGGAGGUACGAUAUUAAUGAAGAAACCUAUCGUCAGAGAUUUCGAGCCACAAGGAAAAGGAACGAGGAGAGUUGCACUGAACUGGAGGUGAAACUACGUGAUCUAUACUGCAAGUGGGUACAUCCCUCUACAAGUACAAAGGAGCAGAUUUCCAAUGCUAUCAUAAUGGAGCAGCUACUAAGUUCUCUGCCAUUAGAGCUACAAAUUUGGAUCAGAGAGCGAAAGCCUACAACAUCAGAAGAAGCUGCCAUAUUGGCUGACGAUUACCUGUUAGCACGAAAGGCCACAAUCAGGGGACAGGGUACCCAAGAAAUUAGAUGUCAUGGUUGUAAAAAGACUGGCCAUAUUUUAAAGAACUGCCCUGUACCAAAACAAGCAGAUACGACGACAGCAGUAGGCAAAAGAAAGCCUGAAAACGAUACAAUACAACAUACACCUACAAGGAGCUCGAUAAUUCAGUGUUUUAAGUGCGGGAGACCAGGACACAUUGCUCUGCAUUGUCCGUCAAAUCAGGCCCACAACAACAACAACAGAGGGAGACAUACGGGAUAUUAUGUUAAACAUAAAGACAAGUUGAUCAGAUCAGCACAAUCAUUUGACUUUGGAGAGCAUUCAGUUGGUAAAAUUCUAAAGGCUUUCAGCUGCAGAGGGGAAAUAGAAGGGAGACCGGUAGAAAUUCUUGUCGACACUGGCUGUUCAAGGACACUUGUGCACAAAGACUUGAUACCAGAAGGCAAAGUCAAUGAGGAAACCAGAGUUGAUAUACAAUGCGCACAUGGUGAUUAUGUCAGCUACCCGACUGCCGAAGUUAGCAUAAAGAUUCAAGACAAAGUGUUCUUGCAAAGGGUUGUGGUGUCUCCGAAUCUUCCAAGACCGGUUCUGUUAGGCAUGGACAUAGUAAAUGAUGAGAAGUUUGAGAGGGAUGAAAUUGAAGCUUUUAUAGUAGUGACCAGAGCACAGGAAAAAGCACGGGAACAAGAAGAGGCGAUACAGUUGGCCAGGGAGAUCUGCUCGGGUGCAAAAGCGCGGGCUUUAAGCGACGCUAGCGGAGAAGGCAAUCAAUCAGAGGAAACUUCAGAUGUAAAUUACGAGAUAAAUUCUUCAACUGGAGAUGUGGAUAGAGACGACAAUACCGAGGGGACAGUUGAAUCGUUGUCUGGGUCAAAAGAAGUACAGACGGCGGAAACAGCAAAGAUAAAUACAAAUGACGAAAAUGAAGGAAGUUUAGAGAUGAACAAUUUCAGUUGGAGCGCCGCAGAGAUAAGAGAAAUGCAGGGGAAUGACACAACAUUGGAUAAAUGUAAGGAGUAUGCGCAGUUGAAGUCAUCAUUAAAUGGCAAGGUGAGGUUUAUAGAGAGGGAAGGCAUAUUAUAUCGCCAAUGGUGCCCAGAUGGAAAUUUUGAGGAUUCUCGCGUAAUAGAGCAGCUUGUAUUGCCAUAUCAAUGCCGCAAGACAGUGCUACAGCUGGCCCACGAUAUCCCUCUGGCUGGCCACCUUGGACGGAAGAAAACUACAGCAAGAAUAUUGCAAAUAUUUUAUUGGCCCAGGAUGUUCCACGAUGUUGCUGAGUACUGCAGAUCAUGUGAAAUUUGCCAGCGGACAUCUCCAAGAAGAAAGAGUAAUCGUGCCAAGUUGGUACCGUUGCCUAUCGUUGAUACUCCCUUCAAAAGGAUUGCAAUGGAUAUUGUUGGCCCAUUAGAGAGAAGUGCUGCAGGACACAAGUAUAUUUUAGUUAUUUGUGACUAUGCAACAAGAUACCCGGAGGCAGUUCCACUUAGAAGCAUAGAUGCGGAGAGUGUGGCAGAGGAACUGGUAAAGCUUAUAAGUCGUUUUGGUGUUCCUGAAGAGAUCCUGACUGAUCAAGGUUCGAAUUUUAUGUCAAAGCUGUUGCAGGAGGUUUACAAGAUGAUCGGUGUCAAAUCUAUUCGAACCAGUCCCUACCAUCCAGAGACAGACGGGCUUUGUGAACGAUUCAACGGAACGCUUAAGAACAUGCUGAGGAAAGCUGCUACAAACGAUUACCCGAAUUGGGACAAAAUGCUACCUUAUCUGCUUUUUGCAUAUCACGAGGUACCAGGAGAGUCAACAGGGUUCUCACCAUUUGAGCUUCUUUAUGGUCGACAAGUUCGGGGGCCACUGGACAUACUGAAAGAGACGUGGGAGUCAAACGAAAAGGUACCAGAGGACGUAGUUAGCUACGUGUUGAAGAUGAGAGAAAACCUUUCAAAAAUGAUGGAGAUAGUACAGGAAAAUUUAAGCACAGCCCAACGAAAGCAGAAGACCUGGUAUGACAAGAAAUCAAGGGUCAGAAUCUUCAAAGAGGGAGAUGAAGUAUUUGUAUUGCUGCCAACAAGUACAAACAAGUUACAAGCACAGUGGCUAGGACCGUACAAAGUGAAGAGACAAGUUGACUACCGAGAUAGAUAUGGCCAACAGGUAGACUACGAGAUAGAUAUGGCCAACAGGAGAAGAAGAUUUCGGAUAUUUCAUGUCAAUAUGUUGAGUCCAAAACAUACGGCUGUGGACGUGAGUUACUGGAUUGCAGAGAGGGAAAAUAGCUCAGAAGAUCAAGAGGAGAAUGACUUAGUGGUACCUUCUAUAAACAACGAAUUUUCUAAAGAUGGCUGGGAAGCAGUAAAAAUUGAGGAAGAUCUUAGUGACAGCCAAUCAAGAACAUUGCAUGUCCUACUACAAAGAUUCGCAACCGUUUUGAAAGACUCCCCUGGAAAAACAACAGUAGAAGAACACCAGAUUCACACAGGAGAUGCAAAACCAGUUAGGAAGAGGCCGUAUCGUCUGCCACAGUCACAGUAUGAGAAAAUCAAGACGGAAAUCGAAAAAAUGGAAGAGAUGGGAAUCAUCCAGCCUUCAAAUAGUGAAUGGGCAGCUCCAGUAGUGAUUGUUCCAAAAAAAGAUGGAUCGCUGAGAAUAUGUAUUGAUUAUAGAGAAUUGAACAAGGUGUCUUCAUUUGAUGCAUACCCGAUGCCGCGGGUUGAUGAAAUUCUUGACAGGCUUGGCAAUUCAAGGUACAUCUCCACCCUGGAUCUUACAAGAGGAUAUUGGCAAGUCCCAUUAAGUCCUGAUGCAGUACCAAAGACAGCAUUCACAACACCUUUUGGUUUAUUUGAAUUUCGAGUUAUGCCUAUGGGAUUACACGGAGCUCCUGCUACUUUUCAGAGGAUGAUGGACAAGAUACUUAAAGGAAUGGAAAAAUGUGCAGCAGCAUUUUUAGAUGACGUCAUAGUAUUCAGUGCUACAUGGGAGGACCACUUAAAACAUUUGGAGGAGAUAUUGACGCGUAUCAGUAAAGCGGGGCUCACAGCAAAUCCAAAGAAAUGCUCAUUGGCAAUGAACGAGGCGCAUUAUCUGGGACAUAUUGUUGGAAAUGGCAAAGUUCGACCAGAAGCUGACAAAGUGAAAGCGGUCAGAGACUUUUUGAGACCAGAAAGCAAAAAGCAAGUGCGCUCAUUUCUUGGUUUAACGGGAUAUUACCGAAAAUUCAUACCCAGUUAUGCAAACAUCGCAGCCCCAUUAACGGACCUCACUAAAAAGGAAGUAAAAGGUACUAUUCAAUGGACAGAUGAUUGUGAAAACGCAUUCAGAAGACUUAAAAAGGCUCUACGUUCAUCACCAGUCUUGAGAAGCCCUGACUACAGCAAAGAGUUUUUACUACAGACGGAUGCAUCAGAUAGAGGACUUGGAGCAGUUCUUAGUCAAAUUGGAGAUGACAAUGAAGAACACCCCGUAAUGUAUCUUAGCCGCAAGUUACUUGAUCGAGAGAGACGCUAUGCUGUUGUAGAGAAAGAGUGUUUGGCUAUCGUAUGGGCAAUACAGCAGUUGCGAGUUUAUCUAUAUGGCCGGAAGUUUUCAAUUCAGACAGACCAUAAUGCAUUAAAAUGGUUGGACCAGAUGAAAGAGAAGAACAGCAGGCUAACUAGAUGGAGUUUGGCAUUACAGAUGUAUAACUACAGAGUAGAGUAUCGGAGAGGACAGGAUAACUCAAAUGCGGACACAUUAUCAAGGAUUUGAACACGUUGUAAAAAGACAGUCAAAAAUGUACCAUUUUUGUCUACCGAAGGAGGGGGAAAUGUGACGGAGUCACUGAGUGCCACGAAGACACGUGAUGAAAACUAACUUAAUUUUUAGAAACAUUACGUAUGCGGUUGUUUUGUUUAAGACUUCCUUUGUUUAUUCCUUGCUGACAUUGCUUUGUAAUUAUAAUUCAUGGUAUGAUUAGUAUGCGUAGAAAUUUCUGGAACGUUCGAUGGUAAUCUCGCAAGUAUGAUGUAAUCACGGUAGGUAUUUUUGUAAAGUUACGUAAUAAUAAGUAGGAGUAUAAAUAGAGGCUGUGUGCCCGUGAAGGGGAAUUCUUUUCUUAGUGGUGGUUAGAGAGUAGAGUUGUAAUGAUUUUAGUGAUUAUAUCGGCGUGGUAAAAUUAAAAAGGUCUAUUUCUUGCUUCGUGGACUGUUCAUGUAGUUGUUGCGUUCAAAGCAAUAU